Messenger RNA from Rosa rugosa (rugosa rose), 1209 nucleotides. RefSeq lists its product as uncharacterized. The transcript has 2 exons. The record is from RefSeq and is a predicted model, not a curated record. The coding region runs from base 1 to 1209 and encodes 402 amino acids. Lineage: Eukaryota; Viridiplantae; Streptophyta; Magnoliopsida; Rosales; Rosaceae.
AUGAUGAUGUCUGCCGCUGCCUUGCAAAUCCAAGAGCUGGAAGAUGAGGAUUCACAAUGGGGUGGUUCCUCGGAAGGUCGUACUUAUAAGGCCAGGGAUCGAGAGCUUAUGGAUCUUCGACUCAAAGCUCAAUACUUCAAGGAUCCGUGCAGGUAUGAACAAAACAUAUUUCGUAGGCGAUAUAGAAUGCAACCUUGGGUCUUUGACAGGAUGAUGCGCGACGUGGCCAACUACGACCCAUAUUUUGUUCAGACAAGAGAUGCUACUGGGAGAGUCAGCUUGUCCACUGAACAAAAGCUUACAUGUGCCAUGAGGAUGCUCGCGUAUGGCAUCACAGCUGACUUCUGCGAUGAUUACCUAGAUAUUGCGAAGUCCACUGCUAUUGAGAUUUUUGAACACUUCACGAAAGCAAUCUGGAAUGUGUACCAUGAGACUUACCUCUGCCAACCAACACCGGCAGAUUUGCGACGGCUACUCGACAAAGCUGCAGAAAGGGGAUUCCCGGGGAUGAUCGGGAGCCUUGAUUGUAUGCACUGGCAGUGGAAAAAUUGCCCCAGCGGAUGGGCAGGGCAAUAUACUGGCUACAAGGGGAAGCCGACAAUCAUCUUGGAAGCGGUGGCCUCCUACGAUACUUGGAUUUGGCACGCCUUAUUCGGACUUCCAGGUUCCCUGAAUGAUAUUAACGUCCUUGGAUGUUCACUGUUGUUCAAUGAGGCCUGCCUUAGUGAAACCCCUGAAGUGAGCUACCAGGGGUCAUUCGUACAAGCAAUUAGAAACCUGAGGAGUCCGCAGACACAACAUUUAACAAGGAUGCAAGAAGCAUACAGAAAAGAUGUGGAGAGAGCAUUUGGUAUUCUCCAAGCUCGUUGGGCAAUCAUAAGAGGACCAGUUCGUGGGUGGAGUAAGGAGAACCUUCAAUACAUCAUGAUGACGUGUAUUAUCUUGCACAAUAUGAUUGUUGAAGAUGAACAUGAUGAAGAUGAAGCAGAGCCAUUUGAUCCGGAUGAUAUCCCAACCAGACCAAAGAAAGCAGAGAUAUAUGCCAGACCAGUAAUUGACACCGAUGUUGAUCGCAAUCCGCAACAACUAAAUCAAUUCUUGCGUCGUUAUAGGAAGGUUAGAUGUCCAGUGAUGAAUAAAAACCUCCAAGACGAUCUAGUCGAUCACCUAUGGACCAUGAAGCUACAAGCUGAUCAGAACCGCCAGUGA